Messenger RNA from Serendipita indica DSM 11827, 2952 nucleotides. NCBI's taxonomy places the organism in Eukaryota, Fungi, Basidiomycota, Agaricomycetes, Sebacinales, Serendipitaceae. The record is from the annotation of a GenBank genome assembly.
AUGAAUACGUCGUCUCAGCCAUUAUUUACACCUUCCAACGGUCUCCCAUUGACGAUGAGCAAGCAGGACGAGUCUCAUCUGAUCUUUGCAAACGGCAAGCAUCUCGCCGCUAAUCAGUUCUCCGCAUCUCCCAGAGCAUCUCCUGCGCUUUCAGAUAGGAGAAAUUCAGAGGCUGGAAUGCUCAACAACGCGAGCAGCGGCCUCAGCACCGGUAGCGAUGGCCCUCGGUUCAACGUCUCCGUCUUCCGGUCCACUUUUGGAGACGAACAGCAGGGACCAAUCGUGCGUGCGCAGGAUCCUAUUGCACCAGACCAGCGGGAGCCGUUCAUCACGGUGGAUUCACCCCCUUCCUCUCUCCCAUCUGCAUCGUUUAAAAACAGCGACGGAGAACGACAAUAUCCACCGAUUGAGAUGCACUCGAGGAGCAGAGAACGUAGUGUGAGCGUUCAGUUCGACACCAUAGACGAUAAUCAGCAAACGGCACUUCCGGCGUCGACGAUCCUCAGACAGUCGUCGCUUUCGAGCGGGAUGCCUCCAUUCGCCAUCCAGCGAAAUAAUUCAUUCUCCAGUAAUCUGACUCCUCGGCACAGCGUCAGCCAAGAUAACUAUGUAUCCUCCAGUCUGUCCGGCCCACCUGUAACUGUAAACACGAUGCACGACGCUGUACUCGCUUCAUCACCCGUGUCCUCUGUAUCCGCCCCAUCUGCUUCGUCGGCGAUUACAGGAGGCGUCGAAAAGAAUCUCGACAACCACAUCAGAAACUCGCCAUUCCUUCACGAUAUCCUAGACAGAGUGAUACGUACAGAGUAUGCUCAGAGAGAUUUGGCCCGAGAACUCGGAUCACUCGCAAGCAAGAUCAACCUUCUCGUGGAACGUCUCGACCCAGGCGAUGCGCGAAGAUCAUUUUCGUCCUCGCCCGUCCCUGGCGGUCUUCUCGGUGGGAAUAAUGGAAUACCACCCUUGGGCUCCAGUCAAUUAUCGGGUGGUCGCGAGGAAGGCGACAUUAGCAAGCGGCUCGAUGCCCUCACCAUGUCGGUUCAGCAGAUAUUGAUGAUCCAACAACAGAAUCAUCUCGCCGGUAGCACACCGCCAUUUAAUCCGAAUACCCCAGGAAGCAACAAUGCAUUCCCGGGGAUGAAUGACUUAGCCGCAGGUGGUCCACUUCUUGGCCAUUCGAACCGUCCACAUGGGCGAAAUCCGCCGCCGAUCAGGACGUGGUCUGCAGGGAGUUUGGAUAUGCCGUUGAGACAAGAGCCACAUCUGGCGCGGCCAGAUGCGCUCCUAAACCAGAAGCGCCGUUCCGUUGCGGGGAACCUCACCCGACGCGACUCUUCUGCCACUAUUGAUUCUGACUGGGGAAACAACUCCCCACGCGAUAGCGGACCCACAGUCACUAAAUGGGAGCAUUUGCAACUCGUACCCGAGCUAUUGCGCUCCAUUUCAAAGUAUGGAGUGGGUCCACCAAACAAGAUUCAACAACGGGCGUUGCCCUUCCUGCUCAAUGGCGCCGAUAUUAUCGCACAGGCGCCACCAACUCAAGAACGUAUCGCCGCAUACGUUAUUCCGGCCAUCCAUAUCGCCCUAUCGAGCCUUGCUGGUCGACCGCAGAACCGUGGGCCGAUUGUUGUAAUCAUCUCAACAACAGUAGAUCAAGCCACUCAGGCACAGCGCAUGAUUCGUGAUCUGGGCGGUGCUAUUGGCGUUCGCUCCGCGCUUGGUGUAGGGACCGGCGGAGAUGUCCAACAAGAGAUUCGGCUAUUGCAGCAAAACAUGCCCCACAUUCUAUGUGGCACACCCCAGAAGCUUCACUCGCUGUUUACCACUGUGGGUGGUCUGCCAGGGAAUGAAGUCCGAUUCCUCGUCCUCGACGAGGUCGACCAGCUCAUCGCUCGGAACCUGCAUGACUUUGUAUUCAACAUUGUCAAGUUGCUUCCUCCGUCUCGUCCUUCGUCCAACGGCGCCGGUAACACCACUCCAAUCGGCGGACCCUCGUCAGGUCCCGCGUUCAGUCCGUUCGGCUCACCUGGCGAUGCGUCCACUAGUCCAGGAUCGGGGAACAACGCUAGUGGUAGCUUUAGCAAUGGCAGUCGACGAUUCCCUCCGCUUGUCCACGCACCGAAUCCAAAUGACCCACCAGGAAGCCAGAUCCUCGUCAGCAAGAGGCAGACCGCCUUGUUCUCCAACACGGUCCCCCAAGAUGUCCUCAACUUGGCAAAUGCAAUUCAGCUUCGGGAUCCAGUUCGUGUCUUGGUCCGACGAGACGGUAAUGUCACGUCUUCAGAAACGCACAAGUAUACUGGCGGAGGCUUGAAACAGUUUUAUCUGUAUCUUGCAUUCACUGCGUCUGGUGGGCGUGCCGAUGCUACCCUUGCUGCCAAUAGUGGUUUGGGUAUUAUUGGAAGUGGACGAGGGGUUCCAACCGCUGCCGAAACGGCGCAAGCCAAGGAAUGGAAGCUUGAAGCUCUUUCCGAUUUGUUCGACGAUGUUGAAAUUCCGCAAACCAUUGUUCACGUCGGCAGUCAAGCCACUUUGGACGCGGUUGUCUACAAGCUUGCUAGUCGCGGCCUCGAGGCAAUUCCCUUGCACUCGGAAAUGAACCCCGGAAACAAGGUCGCCGCUCUAUCCAAGUUCCGCGGCAACAAUUCCAUGCUCGGAAAACAGCAGACAUCUUCCAGGGUUCUCGUCGUGUGCGACGUACCAGUCAAGAGCCCAGAUGUUUUCCAAAUUCCGCUCGUCGUAAAUUAUGGCAAGUUAGACGAGCAUCUUCCGCGAGUCGUCGAAGAUUAUGCCCAUCGCGUUGCUCCCGCAAUGGCGUCUAGUCAUUCGCGUCCCGGUGUGGUAGUAAACUUUGUGACAGCCACAGGAGGAGACGUCGAGAUGUUGCGAUCGAUCGAGUGUUUCUACAAAAUCAAAUGCCCGGAGGUCCCAAUGACACUGCGGGAUGUUCUCUAA